Carassius gibelio (silver crucian carp) is the source of this 576-nucleotide messenger RNA. Its product is annotated as metalloproteinase inhibitor 3-like. Gene Ontology annotation, cellular component: extracellular matrix. Gene Ontology annotation, molecular function: metalloendopeptidase inhibitor activity; protease binding. Gene Ontology annotation, biological process: negative regulation of membrane protein ectodomain proteolysis; negative regulation of endopeptidase activity. The record is from RefSeq and is a predicted model, not a curated record. The transcript has 4 exons. Lineage: Eukaryota; Metazoa; Chordata; Actinopteri; Cypriniformes; Cyprinidae. The coding region runs from base 220 to 561 and encodes 113 amino acids.
UAUUGCUCAAUCUUUUGAAUGUUAUGUGGAACUGGACUCUUCAUUAACACACUUGAGUGCUGAUGACUGUGCAUGAGUUGAGGUUUCUGAGCUUAGAUGGGUGGUAGUCAUAAGAGCUAUAUAAGAUGUCCACUAUGAUUUAGAGAUAUCUAGAGAGCAAGCCGUGUCUGCUUCAGAGCCUGAGUAUAUAGUUUAGUCUUGCACUGUGAGAGUGAGAGUAUGUCUGCUGCUGUGACUCUAGCGCUGCUGUUCUUCUUGUCUGUGACACUGAACGAACAGGUGACCGAGGGCUGCACAUGUUUACCGAGACACCCUCAACAGCAUUUCUGCGCAUCUGAUAUAGUGAUUCGAGCUAAGGUCAUUGGAAAGGUGAACAGCCAUCUCCCUGAAGUAGAUGCAUACAAAAUCCAAACUAUUGAGAAAUUUAAGCCAUUAGACAAGAAGAGAAUUCCGGUCAUCUACACAAGGUCACAACAAACUUUUUGUAGCAUCAGUCUGCAAAACGAUGAGUAUCUGCUGGCAGGAUUUACACAAGCUCCAGUCUGGAUCCAGAACACCUGAGAAGAGAUGAUGCUG